Molecule: messenger RNA, 324 nt
Organism: Acanthamoeba castellanii str. Neff
Lineage: Eukaryota; Discosea; Longamoebia; Acanthamoebidae
Product: eukaryotic initiation factor, putative
Exons: 1
Cellular component (GO): eukaryotic translation initiation factor 2B complex; eukaryotic translation initiation factor 2 complex; multi-eIF complex
Molecular function (GO): translation initiation factor activity; ribosome binding; RNA binding
Source: RefSeq, a predicted model, not a curated record
AAGGACAACAUCCUCAAGACGAUUCAGCAUCGCCUGGGCAGCCAGCCCGUCAAGAUCCAGGCCGACAUCCAGGUGACGUGCUUCUCCUACGAGGGCAUCGACGCCAUCAAGCCUGCCCUCCGCGCCGGCCAGCAGUGCAGCACCCCCGAUUCGCCCGUCCGCAUCCAGCUCGUCACGUCUCCCGAGUACAUCCUCCUCACUUCGUCCACCGAUCACGAGCGCGGCGUUGCUCUCCUCAAGAAGGCCGUCGAGGCCAUCCAAACCGAAAUCAAGAAGCACGGAGGUGACUGCGUGAUCAAGACCGAGCCGCGAGUCGUGGCUUAA